CACGGUUUAACUUCUACAGUGGCCAUUGUCUUGUGAAGAAGCUGGUCUAAAACCUUAGUAACUUCAGGGUUUAAGCCCUAGUAGAACUUGGCAGAAUCAGGGUUUUUCUUCUUACUGUUGAUUCUUUAUUAAUGUGGAGGAGAGCGGGGUUGAGCUGGAGAUGGAAUAUGCACCGGCGGUUGUGCACGGCGGCACCACGCCAAAUAGUGGAUGAAGGUGACUGGUUUUACUCCUCUGAAUGGUGGGGGUCCGAAUCCGAGUCCGAAUUCAAUGGAAACACCGUCUAUCGCACCGUCUCCGAGAAAGGGAACGGCGUUGUCUCGGUCCUCGCUUACCCUUCUUCUAGACCGAACAGAGUUUACUGGCCAGAAACAGAGAAGUGGCUUCAGCAAAGAUAUGCAAAGAUUGAUCCAGGUUAUGAACAGAAUGGACAUUUUAGAAUACUUGGAUAUCAAUGGCGUGUCCUUCGCUUUAAUGAUAAUACUCGCCAAAGUACAGUUAAAAUAAUGGCUGCUUACCGGGAAACUGAACCUGGCUCUAUAUGCAUCAUGCAGCUGGCACAAUGCCUGGCUAUUCCAUAUGUCAAGAGUAUGGUGUCACUUGGAUUGUCUACUAUAGUAUCCUCUAAUUACGAUCUAAUGGCAGCAGUAAAUGGGAAGAAAAGGAUGCAUAUUCUAUGCAUUGGUCAUGGUGGGGGAAGCUUGCCAUUGUUUCUGGCUAGUAAAAUUCAAGGUGCUGUGAUCCAUGCAGUUGAAAUUGACCCCAUUGUAAUUACAGCAUCAGUCCAAGCAAUGGGCUUUCCAGCUUUUUCUGUCAUGACCCCAUCAGGCAAACGUGCCUUGUCAAAACCUGAUAUUAUUAAUGAAGUAAUGUGGAAGGGCAUCCAUGAGAGGCUCUACCUCUACGAAUCAGAUGCUGAGAAGUUUGUCGUAGAGAACAACAAUCUGUAUGAUAUCAUCUUCAUUGAUGCUUAUGAUGGCGAUGACAUCUUCCCUAACAAGCUAUGGGAUCCACAUUCCCCCUUUCUCAAGUCUCUCAGUGACCAACUCCACCCCAAACAUGGCACUGUGGUGGUGAACCUCCAUGCUGACACCAAUAUCUCAAACCCCAACGAAUCCGUUUCAUACUUCUACCAGCGUAUUCUGCCAGUAGGAAAGUAUGUCUCCAGGGUUUGCAAAGCAUACAAGGAUGUCCUCAUCGGGAACGAACAAACAAGCAGCAAUGGGAAAGCCGGGAGUGGUAUAGGAUUCACUAUAUCAGUACCUUGGGUGUGCAACACAUCUCUAGUUGUGUGCAGAGGAUUCGGGUUGAGUAGUGGACUUGUUAACAGGGAUAUGGUAGUGAAUACUCUCAUAUCCAAAUCUGUUAAAGUAGACCAUAUGUUAGACUUACCCUUCUCAUGCUUGCAGUAUAUAAAGAGAGAUUUUACACUCGUUUGAGUAAAGUUUGGGUGGAGGCAAAUCCAAAAUGCCCAUUACAAGACAUUGUGAAUGUGGAAAACAGGCAAAGGAGCAAAAUUUUAUUUA
This is a messenger RNA of Theobroma cacao (cacao), 1526 nucleotides long. Its product is annotated as S-adenosyl-L-methionine-dependent methyltransferases superfamily protein. Lineage: Eukaryota; Viridiplantae; Streptophyta; Magnoliopsida; Malvales; Malvaceae. The record is from RefSeq and is a predicted model, not a curated record.